This is a messenger RNA of Eleginops maclovinus (Patagonian blennie), 6930 nucleotides long. It is a transcript of the gene nphp4, whose product is annotated as nephronophthisis 4. Lineage: Eukaryota; Metazoa; Chordata; Actinopteri; Perciformes; Eleginopidae. Gene Ontology annotation, cellular component: ciliary basal body; ciliary base; cytoskeleton. Gene Ontology annotation, biological process: negative regulation of canonical Wnt signaling pathway; protein localization to ciliary transition zone. The record is from RefSeq and is a predicted model, not a curated record.
AGCAGGCCGUAGAAGUAGUUCAGGUUGAUGUCUGUGCUCUUGUGAUUCUGAAGAGCUUCCAGCAGGGCGGGAAUGAUUGUCCUCUUCUUUUCAAUCCUGGACAAAAGUUGAAAAAUGCAUACAUUUGUGGCCGUCGAGAGGUGCGGUGAUGACGUAUUAUUGAAUGUUGACUCAAAAGUUAGCACCGCAGGGGCUCCCUGGACUAAAAGCUAGUGGAAUUUUCUCCAUUGGAUUUUGGAAAAAUUGCAGGAAAUUAGAUGAAAACGUGACACUUUUUUCAAAGUAAAUUUUUGCCAUAUUAACGCUUAUCAUGCAAUCAUUGGAAGUAAAAUACUACAUUAUAGUCACAUGACUUGACUCCUUUGAUCGUCGCUAAGGGCCGGCUCGUGUCUGCGAAUAUAGUCUCAAAUAGUCAAAUUUAUGUCGUAAAACUAAAAAGUGAAUUUCCUAAAGUAGUGGUUACGACAGAUCUUAUUUCAGGUCGAGGGCGAGGGAACCUGGAAGUGCUAAAAUGCUAACUCACUUCCUGGGUUUAGGACUUAUUCCUGCACACAACAGUGAAAUAUUUUUCUUUUGCUAAAGCGUCCAACCUGUGGUCCAGGUUCCAUGUGCUGAACACGAUUCUGCUCUCCCUGCUGCCGUACGGGUUGAUGGAGUGGAGAGACUGGCACACUUUCUGCUCAUAUGAUCCCUGAAGAAGCAACAGAGGAGAAGCAGGUUCAAUGCUUUCACAUUUUUUUGUUAGUUUUUGUAAGAAAUUCAUAGAAAUUAAGCAUAUUUUAUUCUUCUAGUACCUGGCAGGUGAACCAUCCCUCCCGAGUACAGAGGCAUUGCUUUUCGGUCCUGUCGAAGUAGCAGCCGUUGUUCUUUGCCGUUUUCAACAUUUCCGCCAGACUCUUUGAUGUUUUCAGAAACUCUUCCCUGACUUUAGCCUUCUGUAUUGUUUUGGAAGCCCCAUCCAGCUGAGACACAGAAUCAGAAUACCUUUAUACAACACGACAAUUACACAGUAGAAAUAUUUUAGAUAUUUUCUAUACCAGAUGCCUUCAGAUCCAUUAAAAGACUUAAAGUCUUACCUCCUUCAUGUAGCCUCGUAUCCUGCUCUCACAGUUGAACUUCAUGUAGGCUGACUUUGUCUUGAAUCGAGUAUCAACACCUGAAAUGAGACCUCACAUGAACACUUUCGCAUAAACAGUCUCGUCAUGCUGGUCUGCUCUCUGCCAAAGAGUACGGUUUUGAAUUGCUUGGAAGAACUUGAGGAAUGUAGUUUUGUAAGAGUUUGCAAACAGAUGUUUUGGUAUCAUUUUGCUGUUAAAAAUGGUCCCCUAAUUACUUCAAAUAAUCAAAUCUUACCACUGUUUUUAAAAUCUUUUUUCACUGAGGCAAUGCAAUACAAUGUUAUUUUUGAGAAUUCAACGUAUCAAUAACUAAUGUAAUAUUUUGUGUGUGAGGUAUUCCUUCAAAAUGAGGGAAGGUUAUUCUUAUAACAAGACAUGUCUUUUACUUUCAUGGUGGCAGAAUGUAACCUAUGAAGCCAGCAGGUCUGUCAUAUAUGUCCACGGUCUACACUUUGUACCUUUGAACCAAUCUUCAUGCUCCCCCCUGCUCUCCAGCUCAGAUCUGUCCUCCAGGUUGAGCAGCAGGUCGUUCAGGAUUUUACGUCUUUGAGGAGACUUCUCAUCAGACAGGAGCCCUUUUGCUGCUUCGAUGAGGCCUUCGGCAUAUCGGUCUGUCUUCAGUAACUGACCAAUGUCACACACAACUGGAAUUGAAACCACACUGGUCAGAUAACAGACACCGUUUAGAGUUGAAACAUUUAUCUCGAGUGUCUAAAGAUGAUUCCCCUACCUCCGCUCCAUGUCUGAUCUCUGCUGAGAAUAACAAGUUCGGUGUGGUCCGGCAGAGUUUUGAAGAAUCCCUCUGUCACUGUUGUCCCAUCAGAAUACAAACAAACAUGUGCACCGGAAGAGGGCAACUGGAAAUGGCGUCAAAGUAUAAAACAUAAGAAAAAUAAAACAUGUUUAGAUUUAGGUGAAAUGUAACACCAUAAUAAGAUCUAUUUUUCCCUUUUCUCCAAAAGGGGUUCAAUUGAAGUUAUUUCAAAGGAUUAACCAAAGUGGUGUUCAGACCAGAGCAAAUAAAACAGGAAUUAAUUUCAGUUGUGUGUAAUUUGAAAAAAUGCAUUUAUUUAAUAGGUUUUUUUUCCCAUUAUUCAAAAGGAUUGCCCACUGGUAAACUUUGACAGCCAUCUCUGCAGAAAAACUGAAAGACUGAUGACAGAACAAGCUGAUCUGCAUUUUUGUCAUUCUAGUUCCCAUGGUUCUUUUUAGACUAGUUAAUAACAGUUGAUUACAUUUGAGUACAAGUUGUUCACAGAGCUAUCAAUGACAGUCUUUUCGGAUGAAAUAGAUAUCUAGCUAUGUUGCUGGAGGGCAGGCACUGUCAGCUUGUCUGGAAUGAAGAGACUAUGGUCAAAACAGAAGACAUAUCCAACAUGGCGGACGGCUGGAACGAAGAGUUUGAAAGAAGCCGACUGGUUCCUCCGCCCUGCCAGACAGUCCGCCUGGCUGUGGAGAGCCACCUCACCGAGUCCCAAGGCUUCCAGCUCAGCCUCAGCCGGCUCACUGCUGCUCACCUCCCGCAGGAAAUGUCAGAAGUUGAACAACAUAUGACCUACCAGCUACGAGUGACCCUGUUUGAUAGAAACCAUCAGCAAUUCUUUGGCAAAACUUGGAAGAGCCCACCCCAGAGGAGGAAAACUAACAAAAUCUCCUUCCACGAGGUCCUGUACUUCCAUACGUCUCUGCGGCUGCCCAGCACGGAGGUGGUUCUGGAGCUGGUGUCCUUGUCACCCAGGCCAGACGGCUCCCAGCAGGCAGUGGGGCGAGGCUUCACUGUCCUGGAGCUUUUCAGCAACAGGCCAGAGGCUCAGGCUGCUGAUGGGGACAGAAGGCUGAAUCUACACCAUGGAUCCCCAAGAAGCCUCCUACACCCUCUUCUGAAGGACACUGUUGACUACAGCAGUCUCCUGAAGACUAUAGAUGGAGCACAUUUAGAAUAUGUGAUAAAAAACCACCAGGCGUUGGUUUCCGUGAUGCACCUCCUUCCAGAAAAUGUCCUCAUAUCUGGAAAUGAGAACAUUCCAGGGCUUGCAACUUCUCCAACAGGGGAUGCUCUGCUGAGGCCUCAGCUGCUCAAGAUGCUGCCCUUCACCCUGAACAGACUGACCAUCUCCCUCCAGCCGUCCCUGGAGAAGUUUGAGGGCCAGCUGCUGCAGCUGAUCAAUGCUGACUGCCACAACACAAAACAGGGUCCAGAGGGUACACUGAAGGCCGUUGUCAUCCAGGAAAGGAGGCUCCAUGUCGGGGUCCACAAUGGCUUGUGUUUCAUGGACAAGCCCCAAGUGGUGGUGCUGGAGCCCCUAGCCAGAAGCCGAUCAGACAGCAGCUCCAAACAGAGCAGCCUGGUGAAGGACAGCUCUACAACAUCGCCCCCCCCUCAGACGCUUGGCCUUCGCAGCAGCUUGGAGCUUAAACUGACAAAUCAUCAAGCUAUCGCAAUCGUCUUCCAGCUGGAGUUCGUCUUCUCUGCUCCAAUUGGCCGAGAGACAAUGCUGUCUGCCACUUCCACAUCCCGAGCGGCCUUCUUGCAGUGCGUUCGUUGGGGGAUCUGGUUCCCCUUCCAGGGGCCGGUUGACUGGAAAGGGGAAGAAAUACAGAUUGUUUUGCAAGGAGGUGCAAAACCAAACCCUCAUGGAGUCAUGGUCUACAGCACGGAGAUGUCUGCCAAAACCCAGAGUCCUGUCACCCUCUCGCCUCGAGGCAGUGCUCAGGAGCAAAAGGAUAACAUGACGUUUCGGCUGUCGUCCAGCCUGGAGAGGAAGGCAUCCAGCCCAAAAGCGUCUCUGAGGACAAAGCAGGAGGAAGUGUCACGUCAGAGGAGAUCACCUUCAUCACCUUUGCAGGGUCAAAGAAAUAUUCUGCCAGCUUCUCCUCCAGAUUCUCCUCAAGGCCCCGGGCUCUCGCUGUCUCAGCUGGCAGCUACUUCACGCUACCCAACCAUCAGCCACUCCAGCUCGGCGUUGCCGUGGCAACAGUCGUUUCCCUCUCUGCUCCAUCCUUCCCCGUUGGCAUCGGCCCACCAGCUGUCACAUGCCGCCUGCUCAGGUGUCAGCAACAUCGCCCACCUGGAGAUGGACCUCCAGCGGGAAAGGGACGCGUCACCUUUUGCACAAGAUGAAGGAGCCCAACUUCAGGAGCUGCCCUUCACCCCUGUCCAUGCCCCUGUCAUCACACUGGGGAUGAAUGUACCCAGCUCCUGCUCAGCCAGCUCCAGGAGCGCACUGGCCCACCUCUACUCAGCUGACUUCCCCGACAUCAUUGACUCCGAUGGGCAGGUGGCUGAAGUCCUGGACCCCACAGAGCCUGUGACCUUUGACCCCAGGCGUGAAGAGACUGACCCUCUACAAGGCAACCUGCUGGUGUUCCAGUUUCUGGCGUUUACCAGGAUACCGACGGUGGGUGUUGGUCCUGAUUGGCCUGACAACGUCUACUUCACCUUCCAGUUCUAUCGCUUUCCACCAGUCACAUCACAGCAGCUCAAACUGCUCACCAGCGACAAGGUCCAACAGAAAGCUAGCACUCCACUUCCCUGCGUCCUGGCCUCCAUCAGCAAAGACGGCACUGUCAACUCCGGUUCCCCAGGCCUGCAGGUGCAGUUCAAAGUAGAUGAAAGCUUCCUAAGGCCAGGAGAGAAGCGCUGGUUCCUGCGUUACCUUGCCCUCCACACCAUGCACAUCGACAUCUGGGACAGCGACUCACUGCUGCUCAUAGGUUCUACCGCCAUUGAGCUCAAGUACAUGUUGCGUCUGGGUAAAUCGGCAGUGCAGGCCCUUCAUGAGGUGGAGGUGCUGACCACGGAUUAUGUAGGAGAGGACCUCCUGCUGACCAGCACUGAUCCGGCCCAACGGACAACCAUCAGCCCCAUGACGGUCCAGACCAUCAUCAGGGGCCGGCUCCACGUCCGCACAGGAAACAUAGGCUGCCCGGUAGAACCUAGCAAGAGGAGGGCAGCAGACGUGAUGCCGUCCCAUCCUCACAUCAUCACGCCUUGCGUAGUCACUGGUGGCUUCAGAGGAGGAAGCCUGUCCUCGAGAAACAUCCUCCCACUCAAUGCGAGGAAUGCUGCACAAGCACACAGACUGGAGAUGGAUGUGGAUAGCAGACCAUUGUUCAGACGCGGGAUCGGAUCGGACUCCUUUUUGCCUUCAGAGCACAACCCCGAGGCGGACGAUAUGCGCCGCAAGCUCGACUGCAUGGCCGCUGUUCAUCGACGGGAGGGCAAGGAAGUGGCGGAGGUCACGGGUCGGACUAAGGAAGCACGGUCGGCCAGAGGCCCUAAUCAGAUGAAACCCAGCGAACAACACAGCAAGGCAGAGUGUAUCGCCAACAUGCUGAGCCAGGCCAUUACUACCCAGCACCUGCUGUAUGCCAGCCUGGGCUCUGCUGAGUACGUGGAGUUUGUCCUUAAAAAUCCCUUUAACACACCUCAGACCGUCACGGUUCACAUUGACGACCCUGAGCUCAGCGUCAUCACUGAUACAGAGGAGUGGGGUUACUUCAAAUCCCUAACCAAAACUCCAACCCUGCUGGAGGAGAACAUGUUCCACUUGGAGGAUGGUGCUCCAGGUCCCAGGGUUUACGUCCGGCCCAAGGAGAGCCUCCAUAUUCCCCUGAAAUAUCAGAGCUUUAUCUGCGACCACACCAUGGCCCUACAGGGACCAAGCUUCCUUCCUACAGUCAAAGGUUCUCAGCUGGCCAAGAAGAAUCUGUCCAAUAUUGUCACCGCCAAGACGAUCAAGGUUACGUUCAAAGCAGAAGACGGCAAACCCAUGGCCAUCUUCCAGGUGAACGUGGAGCCGACACCUCACGUCGUGGACCAGACUUUCCGCCUCUACCAUCCCGAGCUCUGUUUCCUCAAAAAAGCCAUCCGCCUGCCGCCCUGGCAUGACCCCUCAGUCGCAGAUGCAAAUCUCAGUCACAUUUCCGUGCGAUGCAGUGACCCUAACAUCAUCUGCCAGACGAGGAUGCUGGUGCCAGGGGAGCCUCAGGAUGUCUACUUGAAAGUGCCAGGGAGUCCCAGUCCACUCAUGAAAAUGUUCUUUGUGAUGGUUUUUACUGAUAAGUGGAUGGCAGCUCCCUCCCAAAUCUGGCAGAUUUACGUGCAUUUCCUGGAGCGGGUUGAUGUCAGCUGUGUGAGUGGCCAGCGGAGCUGUCAAUCACUGGUGCUGAGGGGGAAGCAGGCUGUACGCAAGGUCAAAUGCUUCUCGUCCCAUCCACUGGAGAUUGAGGUGGACCCAGAGGCGGUGUUCGUUUUGCCUCCUGCAGCCGUGCAGGAGCUCCAGCUGAAGGUGCAGCCGUGGCGAGCAGGAAGCCGCUUCCUGUAUGUGAACGCGGUGGAUGUGGAGAACCGGCGGCUUGUGGCAUCCUGGCUGCUCUGUCUCAACGUCCACCGGCCUGUCCUGUCCAAAGCAUUUGAAGUGUGUGUCCCAGUGGGUAGUGGGCGUGGCAGCUCCAGGAAAAUCACCUACACCAACCCUUACACCAGCAGCCGCUCGUUUCUCCUCCGCUCGGACCAUCCGGACCUGCUGCAGUUCAAAGAGGAUACAUUUCAGAUCGACGGGGGGGAGAGUUACACCAUCGGACUACGAUUCGCUCCCAGCCAGAGUCCAGGCUCUGUGGAGAUACUGGUCUACGUGAACAACCUGCAGGAGAAGACGGAGGAGACUUUCUGUGUGAAGGUCAACUACUCCUGACCUGAAGAUGUUUGGUUCCUUCCUGGAAAUACUAACUAAUGUGUGUUUUGAAUAUAUUUUCUGAGUGUGAAAUUUCGGAAGAUUUAUUGGACCAGAUUAAAAAUAAACUAUUUUUA